ACCUGGAUCAUACAAAUAAAUUUACCUAAACGAUUUAAGAUAGCUCAAAUUUUAGCUUCUGAUCUUCAUACAAUUAGAGAAAAAUGGAGUGCUGUUAUAGUCCCACAACAAACCCAUCAUUCUCGUCCUUCAAGUUCCUUGAUUGUGAGAGCUUUUCAUCUACAAGAUUUUCUAGGAGUAGGUUGUCAUCACCAAGACUUUCUAAUCCAUUUCUUAAAGUAAAUGACAGAAUUAACCCCAUCUCUCAUCAACAUAAUAUAUAUUAUUCGAGAACCUACAAGAAGACCAUAUACGCAGAAUCUCGAAAUCAAGGUUGGGACUUUGGCAGAUUUGUGAAGACAUUGUACUUCUUUAAUGGACCUCCAUCACCUAUUAAGAUCUUCGAAAGUGUAAUUGCGAGUUUCUCGAGUCCAUCAGGUAGCGAAGCUGAAAAGUCAAUGGAUGCGUCUGGAAUAAUUUUAGUGGCGGGUGCUACUGGUGGUGUUGGGAGAAGAGUAGUUGAUGUCUUGCGCAAGAAAGGCUUGCCCGUUAGAGUACUGGUCAGAAAUAAAGAGAAAGCAGAAAAAAUGCUAGGCCCGGAUAUCGAUCUGGUUGUUGGAGAUAUAACAAAAGCAAGCACUCUGCUUCCUGAUUACUUCAAAGGAGUUAAGAAAGUGAUUAAUGCGGUUUCAGUCAUCGUUGGUCCAAAAGAAGGAGAUACACCUGAUCGAGCCAAAUACAGUCAAGGGAUCAAAUUCUUUGAACCAGAGAUAAAGGGCGAUUCCCCUGAAAUGGUGGAGUACAUUGGAAUGCAAAAUCUAAUUAAGGCAUUAAAGGACAAUGUUGGACUUAGAAGUGGGAAAUUAGUCUUUGGCUUUGAAGAUGGUUCAUCGAGAGUCUUGCCUUGGGGUGCGUUAGAUGAUGUUGUGAUGGGAGGAGUUAGUGAAAGUUCCUUCCUAAUAGUCCCAAACGGUAGUGAAACCGGUGGUCCAACAGGUCUUUUUAAAGGUAUUGUUUCCACAGCAAACAAUGGGGGUUUUACUAGUAUCAGGACCAAGAACUUUGACGUGGCGGAAAAUCUGUGUGGAUAUGAUGGUUUGGAGUUGAGGGUUAAAGGUGAUGGGCGUCGUUAUAAGCUUAUUGUUCGCACUAGUCGUGAUUGGGAUACGGUCGGUUAUACGAUUGGUUUUGACACUGUUAAAGACCAAUGGCAAUCUAUACGGUUGGCAUUUUCUUCUUUAAGACCGGUAUUUCGGGCAAAAACGGUGGUAGAUGCCCUAGCCUUUGAUCCAAGUCAAAUCAUAUCAUUACAGCUAAUGUUCAGCAAAUUUGAAUACGAUGGGAAACUGAAUCCGACUUUUGUAGAAGGUCCCUUUGAGCUUCCAGUAUCAAGCAUACGUGCAUAUAUAGCGGAUCCCAUCACUCCAAGAUUGGUGCAUGUGGGAUCUGCAGGGGUGACACGACCUGAAAGACCUGGACUUGAUCUAAGUAAACAACCACCAGCUGUCAGAUUGAACAAAGAACUUGGAUCCAUUCUAACAUUCAAAUUGAAGGGCGAGGAUUUGAUAAGGGAAAGUGGGAUUCCGUAUACAAUAGUCAGGCCUUGUGCACUAACUGAGGAACCUGCAGGAGCUGACCUCAUAUUUGAUCAAGGAGACAAUAUCACAGGGAAGAUAUCGAGAGAAGAGGUUGCUAGAAUUUGUGUUGCUGCUCUUGAAAGCCCGUAUGCAUGUGACAAGACCUUUGAGGUGAAGUGUGUGGUACCGUUUAGCGAACAAUACACAGUGGACCCUGAAAACCCACCACCUGAGAAGGACUAUGACGUUUACUUUAAAUCUUUAAAAGAUGGCAUCACGGGGAAAGAAAUGCUGGAAAGGACACCUGUUUCUGUGUAAAUGGUAUUCAUGAUUUCUUAAGAAUCAAUGUCCUCUAAUCUUUUCUAAAUCCAUCUAUUACACUAGGAAACUUUAUUAUAUGUUUGUAAUUCUCGUGGUACUAAACUGUAACAU
Molecule: messenger RNA, 1988 nt
Organism: Lactuca virosa
Lineage: Eukaryota; Viridiplantae; Streptophyta; Magnoliopsida; Asterales; Asteraceae
Source: the annotation of a GenBank genome assembly